Molecule: messenger RNA, 7988 nt
Organism: Silurus meridionalis
Lineage: Eukaryota; Metazoa; Chordata; Actinopteri; Siluriformes; Siluridae
Gene: nfixb
Product: nuclear factor I/Xb
Exons: 14
Coding region: 877-2544 (555 amino acids)
Biological process (GO): regulation of transcription by RNA polymerase II
Cellular component (GO): nucleus
Molecular function (GO): DNA-binding transcription factor activity, RNA polymerase II-specific; RNA polymerase II cis-regulatory region sequence-specific DNA binding
Source: RefSeq, a predicted model, not a curated record
CCCCUGCCCUCCGUGCUUCACUCCGAGCCCGUAUUUAAUUCCCCUAAACCCCCCAGCUGUCGAUCGGCUCACGCGCGGAACGCGACAGACUGCGAAGCCGCUCUCGGUUAUUAAUAAUUCACCAGCUCCUGUCUCCGGGCCGCCAUCACUGUUGUUACCGUGUAUCGCGUUAUUUAGUUGUUGCUGUCUUUUUUUUUUUUUUUUUUUUGUGCGUGUGUGCGCCUCUUAUUUAUUUCAUUUUUAGUGCAAACUGCGCUUUCCGAUUGUUGAAGCACAUUCGUGCGCGCGCGCGCGAGCCGGGAUCAGCGCCGUUAACGCGCCGUCCAAACAGCGCGUUCGGGGAGCGCGCCGGGUGCGCGCGCCGUGAUUUCUGCCACCCGACAUUUCGCCGUUUCUCUCUGAACUGAAAAGCAAGAGGAGGGAAGGAAGAUAGGUGUCCGGUGAAAAGGGAUGGAGAUCGAGCCCUGAGAGCGACAGAAUCUCUCUCUCUUUUUUUUCCCCUCCCAAUCAGCUCAAAGCAGAAAGUUGUGGCACGCUGUUCGCACCGCUGACCGGACACGGACUUACCUCGCCGACAUAAAGGAAACAGGACCGAGACCUAAAAAAAAAAAAAAAAAAAAAAAAUAUCUGGCUCGGAUAAAUUCCCGUGCAUCCCUGUUCUUCAUCCAGAGAGCGCAUGUCAAGUAGUACUUUGGUUUGUAAAAUGUUCGGCGCCCCGCAGGUCAUCCCGCAAUAACGCUCCUUUCGCUUCCGGUAUCACCCGAAGAAAACCGAGCCGUUCGCGCUGCCUCUCCGACACUUUUUUGGAAACUUUUUUUUUGUCUGAAGGAGGAAAAAUGGGUCUUUGAGACUGUUGGCACUUUUCCCCGUUCCACGAUGGCUACCGAAACAUUUCUGGUGAAUGAAGACCCAUCCAGAGGUCCCGGGAUGCCGGAAUGCUUCGUUGUGUCUGAUUCCUACCGGGAUGAAUUCCAUCCAUUUAUCGAGGCGCUACUACCACAUGUGCGUGCCUUCUCCUACACCUGGUUCAACCUACAGGCGCGCAAGCGCAAGUACUUCAAGAAGCACGAGAAGCGCAUGUCGAAGGAUGAGGAGAGGGCAGUGAAGGAUGAGCUGCUGGGCGAGAAACCUGAAAUCAAGCAGAAGUGGGCAUCGCGUCUGCUGGCCAAGCUGCGCAAGGACAUCCGGCCCGAAUUCCGUGAAGACUUUGUGCUCACCGUAACGGGUAAGAAGCCUCCGUGCUGCGUGCUCUCCAACCCCGAUCAGAAAGGCAAAAUCCGCCGCAUCGACUGCCUCCGUCAGGCCGAUAAGGUGUGGAGGCUGGACCUGGUCAUGGUCAUCCUGUUUAAAGGCAGCCCGCUGGAGAGCACGGACGGCGAGAGGCUCGUCAAAUCGCCCCAGUGCACCAACCACGGCCUGUGUGUCCAACCACAUCACAUCGGAGUCUCUGUUAAAGAGCUCGACCUCUACCUGGCCUACUUCGUCCACUCGCCAGAAUCUGGACAAUCAGAGAACUCCAACCAGCAAGGAGAAGCAGACGUCAAGCCCCCACCCAAUGGGCACCUGAGUUUCCAGGACUGUUUUGUGACUUCAGGAGUGUGGAACGUAGCCGAGCUGGUCCGCGUGUCACAGACUCCAGUUGCCACAGCUACCGGUCCCAAUUUCUCUCUGGCGGACCUGGACAGUCCUGGAUAUUACAACAUCAACCUGGGUCGCCGGUCUAUCACGUCCACACCAUCGACCAGGACUGAAAUGGAGCUGUAUGGCAGUCUCCCUCGGAGCUCAAACAAGCGUAAGUCCAUUGAUGACAGUGAAAUGGAGAGCCCAGUGGAUGAUGUGUUCUACUCGGGCCGUUCCCCUGCGCCCGGUGGCUCACAGCCCAGUGGUUGGCCUAACGAUGUGGAUGCAGUGCAGCACCAUUUGGCCAGUAUGCAGGAGAGGAAGAUUAAACAUGAGAGCGAUGGCGUGCAGUUUCCUUACCAUGGACUCUCGUCGCCUGGUUCUCUUAAGAAGCCGGGGAAAUUCGAUUUCAGCGCUCUGUCCGGCCAGACGAGGUCUGCCCGCAUGCCGUUCACCCACCACCCACUGCCCAUGCUGGCAGGAGUGAGACCAGGGAGCCCCCGUGCCUCAGCCUCAUCUCUGCACUUUCCCUCUCCCUCCAUCAUCCAGCAGUCGAGCCCUUAUUUCACUCACCCCACCAUCCGCUACCACCACCACCCGGGGCAGGACCCACUCAAAGAGUUUGUGCAGUUUGUAUGUGCUGAUGGACCGGGUCAAGCUGGAGGUCAGCCAAACGGGAGCGGCCAGAGCAAAAUGCCCGGCUCCUUCUUGCUGCCUCCGCCACCCCCUGUGGCGCGUCCAGUGCCCCUCCCCAUGCCCGACUCUAAACCCAGCAGCAUGCCCCUUGAUGGCGGACUCACCUCGCCCGCAUCUCCGUCAUACUCCACGCCAGGCUCCACAACUCCCAACAGGUUUGUCAGCAUCGGAUCACGGGACAACAACUUUCUAAAUAUCCCCCAGCAGACACAAUCUUGGUUCCUCUGACAAAACUUACCUGCCAACAAGCAAUUAAAAUCCUGUCACUACAAUCUGGAAUCUUGAAUCAGGAAACAAAGAAUAUCCCAUCUAAAAUUGCCCUCUGACCCUGUUGGCCCGACAGAACAACAAAGGAAACCAGCAAAUCUUCAUAUCAUUUGGAAUGUUCUGAUCCUGUCAUCUUACAGCAAAUGACCCCCUCCCCCUUUUUUAAUAAGAGGAUCACGUGACAUUAUGAAGGAGGACAUGGAGUCUCUCAAAAACCACAGAAAUGACAACGAAAAGCAGAAACACAAAAGAACAUCCCGAAGAAGAAAAAAAGAAUCUGUCACUUAUAUUGUGCAAUGGCUGGGGACAUUCAAUAAUGGUGAGGUUUUAAUAUGAAAAGCAUAGAUGUAGAUUGGGACUUCAAAUAAUUGAGAUGUUAUUCAUCCUGACAUCUAGUAUGGAGUUAAAGCUAAAACUAGCUAAUUGUCCCUUCUGACACCAUUUGUAGUUUAGUGUAGAAAUUGGUCUCGAUGUGCCCAUUUCUUUAACAGCGAGCUUAACAACAAUUACUUAUCAGAACCACAAUCAAGCAAAAAAUAUACCUAAAGUAUUGCACUAGAAAAGGAAAGUAAAACACUACUCUCAUGUCUGCUAUUAAAUAUAGGAUUGACAGAAAAGAAAAAAAUGUUUGCACACAGUGUUUUGAGGUAAAAGUGAAAGUAGAUAUCACACACUAAAGUUAAUAUUGGAUGUAUAUCAACAAUCAUAGAGGACAGUCUCUCAGUUUAGGCUGAUGUAGGAAAACACACUAUGACCUAGAUAAAAACUACCUAUGGAGGCUGUCCAAUUAAAGAGAUUCAAAUUCAGGCCUUAUACUCGCCCUUAGUGCCAAUUGAAUACCGACUGUAAUCCCUUACAACCCUUACACACACACAUACACACAUCAAGCCACUGCCAUGUCUCUGAACUGCUGCAUACAAAUUGUCACAUUGGUAAUAAGGGAGUCAAUUUUUAUAUUACUUUUCUGCUUGACAUUCCAAAUCAGAAACCAAUACAAUGCCUUACCACCUCUAACAUUCUAGGACAUUUAUAGAACGUCACUGUUAGCAUAUUUUUUUAGCUGUGGUGUAGCAUAAGCACCAGUUCCAGAUAGACAGUGCAGAUUCACUCGUCUUAGAAGAAACCUUCAUUCACUUGGGUUGGUAGCUGUUGAUUGGCAGGAAUUGGAUACAUGAAAAAAUUGGGAAAUACUAAUUGAAAAUUCUGCACGUCCUGAUCGUCAAGAGUUCCGUACUCAUACAGCAUCUGGGCCCCGGGUUCAGGGGUUUACAACAUCCACAUUAUUUAAUUUCACGGGUUUGACUGACAUCGGAGGCAGCCGAUCACAUCAAAUCACUUUGGAACAAAACUUUCCAGUACAUUAAUAUGCACCUUUUGUCUUUAGUCGAGUGACAGCAUCAUGCCCCAAAAAUCUCAUAGUGACAUGCUGUUCGAAGAACCUGCUGCACAUUAUUGUGUACACACAAAAGUCAAAUUGAUUGGGUGAGUUUUAAGAUUCUGAAGUUACAAAGCACAGACACUCAUUCAAUGGGCAGAGCUUUGGAAGCUUUAAACUUUAAAUCUUAUUGUCAUAGUGAACAAUUAUGAUACUCACAUGAAUUGAUGAAUUUGAUACUCACAUAUAGUUACAAGUUUUCCGAAAAACACUGGAAAGGUUCAGUGGACGUUCACUUUCCUGGCUGGAAGACACACCCCAUCCUCUCUGAACUGUUUACUCUCCCAUGCGGCUGUGUUCCAAGAACACGAUGCCUCACUGCGGAGCAAAAGAGUGUUGUAGUUGUUAUUUAGAAGGAGAGGGGUAUGUAAUAAUGGCCAUUUAGAUAACACAUUGCUUUAUCUGCUAUGUUCACACCCUCCUUAGGGAUUUAUUGGAUUUGCAAAUAGUAGAGCAUGUUCAGAGCAUGGCCUAAGACACACACACACACACACACACACACACACACCUUCCAACUGACUGAUUUAAAGGGAAGCCUUGGAUUAAUAUAGGGCAAUCCAAAUCUGCCUUUACAGUACAAAGUCAUGCUGACAUCGUCAUAAAUCAGCUAGUUUUAACCAUCAAUUUAAUUUUUAGCCGUAUUAUUUGACUCACCGAGCUCACAAAAUAACUGGACUGCCUGAUUCUGUGUCUCACUGCAGGGAAGCGCGGUUGCCGAUUGGCAGCCACGUCAUCAGCGUAGUAGAGGACUAGCAUUGCUAAAUGAGAAUUAAUGAUGGCGAUGGACUUUUCUUUUCUAAUCAAUGGAAGUGCCUCUGUAUUCCCAUUAUGCAAUUUGUUAAACAUGAAUUCAGGUUAUUUUUCUCACAUAUAAGCUAUAGAGAAAGAAAUUUUUAUGUCUGGAGCAAAACAAGUGGCAAGUGACAGCUCACUAAUUACAGACAUCUUUAUAUAUACAGGAGAUAUCCAUAUAUAUUUAUAUAAACAUUUUUUGUUUUGUUUUGCAUAAUAAGCUCAGUGGCAGUCUAGUUAUUUUCUGAAUUUAUGGCAGCAUUACAAUUAAUAAACAAGUUCUUUUUUUUUUUUUUUUUAAGUAGUACCAGUCUUAAAAACCCGGUUAUACACUCAACAUAGGAAAAGCCCAACAAGCAUCAAGUCCCUGAAAAAUGAAAAUAAAAAAAGGAAAAAAAGAAAUAGAAAAUGUAUUUCUAUAGUAAACAGUAUCAGUAGUGUUGAGGAGAAAGAUGUGGCUUUUGAGUUCUUUUGUGUUUGGAUGGGAAGUAUUUGUAAUUGAAAAAUUAUGUAUGUUGAUUGAGCCAUGUGCAAUGCCUUGGGUAGAGAAAUGUGUUCGUCUGUUAGAUUGUUAGAGGGUGUGAUAGAAGAAGGGGGGAAAAAAAUACCCCUUCUGUUAUUGUUUCAAGUCCAAAAGGUCCGGGACUCUAAACUACAGGGCAGAGAGAAAAAAAAAGUCUUUGUAAGUUUUGGGAGUUUUUUUUAAAUCUUUCUUUCUUUUUUUUUAAUAGCCUUUUUCCUUUUUUUUUAAUGUUUAUUUGUAAUGAUUUGUUCUCAAAACUUGGGAGGGCUGAAGAAACAGUUUUGCAACACAUCGAAAAAUAUAUAUAUCACUAAAUGAAACUGGUGCUUUUUAUGGAAUACAGUACAUUCAAACUCUAUUAUACAUAAAUAAAAAACAAGUAAGUGUUAUCAUAAACGCAAAAAUUUUUAGGAAAAAAAAAACAUGCAUACUCUAUUUCUUGUUUAGAAUUUAGUAAAGGGGGAGGGGUUCAUUUUAGCCUAAAAAAAAAAGGCUUUUUUUUCUCCCAUCAGAGAGGUUCAGUCACAGAAGGUGGAUAAAAUCCAAAUCAAUAACAAAUACACAGAAGUCCUGAGAAGGAAAAUCAGAAAGGAAAUAUUGUUUACAAUGUAAAGUUAAGAGAGACAGAAGAAAUUGCACUAUGUAUUUGGCAGCCAUAAAUACACAUUACUUAUCAUGACGAUGCUUAGUCAGUUCUGUUCAGGACAUUAUCCAGUGAGAAGCUAGAGCAUUGAUGGCAUUUGUACAUAGAGAUUUAAAACAGAUCCAGACUCAAUGACAAGGUCUACCCUUUCCUUGUGAGAUGCUUUUAAUCAACUCGAUCGCCCUUGAAAAUUGUCAGUUCAGCGGAAAUGAGACCUUUCCUAUGGUAGCUGUUGUUUAUUAUUAGCCUCCCCUCGUUAAAUACUCGCGUAAGCCGAUUCGAACAUUAUUUUAACCAAUAAAAACAUUGCAAAGUGAACCCCACCCCCUCUCCUAAACCAACACCCCCUCCCGGUCCCAAUGUAAAUUACUCUAAACUCUAAAUAUUUGUUUUGUGAUGUAGUGUUAGACUCAGAGCAUCUUCAAGGUUGUCCCUAAAAAAAGUGCCUUUGUUCACAGACUCCAUCUUGUAAUCCUCAGUGCCCGUCUCGGAAACCCCUCUUUCAGCCCGCUUCUAUAUUCUGUCCUUCUUCAAGCUCUUCAAAGCAGUAUAUAUAGUAAUAAAGGAAAAAUUGGUGUGACUUAGUUCCUCUUUUUAUUGUUGAUGCUGAAAUUGAAAAAAAAAAAAAGAAAAAUUGAGAAAAAAAAAAAAAAAAACCUUCUUGUCUUGCUUUUCCUUCCUCUGUACUCCUUUCCUUGUCUUCUGCCUCUCUUGGACACUGGAAUAGUCUGUAGUCGCAUAACCAUCUCCUUUCCUGCCCCUUCCCCAUUUUCAUUGAAUGGAGGGGUUUUUAAAAGAAAAAAAAAGAAAAAACUUUUUUGUCUGAGCAGAAUGCAGUUAGGUUACAUGUUAUUCUUGUCUGUAUGCUUCACAUUGUAUACCAUACCGAUCUCUUCAGCUUCUCCAUUGAACAGUUAAUGUAAGUGAACAAGUUACACCAGUGGGCUCUGGCGGGAUGUCAGUCAAAGGGUGUAUGAAGGGUUAAGGUUUCAACAUGGAGCAGUUAAUCAUAUUUUAGUGAAGGCGGAAACUGGUGGACGUAGGAAGUCCUCUUAAAAGGUGCUGGAAGGAUUUAAGGCUGCUGGGUUACCAUAGGUUUGUGACUUGUUUUGACUAUUUAUUCAUCCUUUUUUUUUUUUUGCCAAAAUCUUUUCUUUUUGUUGAUAAUGCAUAUUUAGGUGGUACAAAUGCCACACUGAGAAUUUUUUGUAGAUAAUGCACCUUUGCAGUGGUUAUACGAGACCAGGUAUUUAACAUUUGGGGAAUUUACCUGACAUUACUAAGCACCUUAUUACGGAAUGGGUACAGCAAUGGAUGAAAGAAAUUCAAUAACGUAUUAAAAAAACUAAUCUAAAUGAAAGGAAAAAAAAAACGAAAUUCCAGCGUAAUCUGCAAUUAUGAGCCAAACCCCUCAGACCAAACCGACAAGCUGCAUGCCAUCAAACCUGAACUGUAGUGAUAAUUAAGGUGCCUUGAAAAUCAGUGAAGCACCAGCAAAUGAAUAAUCUCAGGCCUACAAAUCACAGCCUGAUUGUUGUCCCACAUAAAUAUGCAAACUUUUCCUAAAUACAUAAAGCCAGCAAAUGUAUCAGCCAUGAUUACAAGAGAUGAGAUUACAAGAAAAAAAAAAAAAAAGCCAUAAAUGUUGUGGACAGAACUCUCCCAGGGCCUUGUCCCUUCCUGGCGCUGACCAUCCGUCUUUUUCGACAUUUUUCUAUUUCCUCUUGGGGUUGUGGGGGUUUUUUUUUUUUUUUUUUUUUUGAUAGUUUGUUUUGGGUGUUGGGAUAAGUAAUAAGCUUAGAGUAGAUCGAUUUCCCAGCAGCCUUUGCCCUGGCCCGUAGCUUCUUCACUAACCCUUAAAAAGCUAUUGCCCUUUUUAUAGACAUGCCCUCCAGAGCUCAUGGUGAAAUGCAUGUGUUAAUUACAAUUUCUUUUCCAUAAUAAGAAAAACAGUUUGAAAAGAGCAGCACCUUUAACUGAUUGAAUAAAAGGAUGUUCUUGACUGUAAAAAA